GCCUUUUUUAUUUUAUUUUUUUUUGGUGCUAUUUUUUUCACUUGUUAUGAGUAUUUAUGGCAAGUGAACUUUGUGUGUACAUUGAAUCUUUGAUUUCUUAAGGAAAAAGAUAAUUGUGAAUUUGGGAAAAUUGAGUUUUGCUUUUCUUGAUCAAGGCAAAAGAAAAAAGAAAAGAGGAUCUUUAGAAGUGUGAUUUGCUCAUCCUUUACAUUAAAGAAGUGAGCUUUCUUUGCUCUUUGUAGGAGAUAGUGUGAAGAAGAGAUUACUUACAAUGUAUACUCAGAUGAUGCAAUCUGAUCGUGUUCUUGGUCGAAAAACCGAUGGAUUGGGCUUUGGAAUACUAUGUGGUUCUAAGUUUCAAGGUGGGCAUUUGCCAUCUGGUGUUGUUAUCCCUGGUUCAAAAAAUUCACCUGUGAGUGGUAGUGGUGGCAAUGAUGAUGGGUGGGGGUCGGAUAUGGAUACGGAUCCUGAUUCUGAUGAUGAGGUUUAUGGUCAUUACUCUGUUGAAACUUCACCCCAAGAUGAUAAGUUUCUGAAUGUUGGAACUUUAAAGAGAAAGAAUUCUUCCAAUAAGCAUAUUGGUAAUGCCACCAGUGAUGAACUUCAGCAGAAAACGUGGAACCAAUUUGCAGUUAAAAGUUCAUUGAAUUCUGUUGCAAGUUCUAAAAUUACAGCUUCGGUUCCAUUUUCGAUCGGUAACAAGAGUGGCUCAUCCCGGGAGUCGAAUGGGAGGUCUUCUAGACAGAGCCUGAGGCUGUCCAAAAGUAAUAUUCCCAGUGCACCGCCAUUAAGUGGUUCAUUACAAGAACACAAUCAAGUUGCUGAGCAGCGAAAAGCUUUUGUGGCAGAUGAUAUCUCCUUCUCAGAAGUUUCAGGUCGUUCUGUAGCAAUGGAUGAAGCUAAAGCAUAUAAAACUGCAGUGGCAGGUUCAGCAAAAGAUGGACAGUCUGAUCCGUCUGGGAGGGCUGGUGGUGUACCUUCUAAUUCUUCAUCUGCCCUCUUUCCAACAUAUCAUGCAAGUGGACGAGGUAGUUGGCAUUGUUUCGUUGCUUAUGAGGCAUGUGUUCGAUUAUGUCUUCACUCAUGGGCGAAGGGUUGCCACGAGGCUCCAUCUUUCUUGGACAAUGAAUGUGCCUCAUUACGAGAUGCUUUUGGUGCAAGGCAAGUUUUGUUACAAUCGGAGGAAGAACUUUUGAGGAAAAGGUCCUUGGAACUUGUCGGUGAGGGAGCCUCAAUGAAACCUAAGAAAACUUUGGGCAAGUUGAAAGUACAAGUGCGUAAAGUGAAAAUGGCAUUAGAUCCACCCACAGGCUGCAGCUUUUCCGCUUUGAAACCACCAAAAGUAAAACUGGAGGCCAUACGUGCUCAGUUGUCCAAUGUGAAAUCGACUAUCAGUUCUGAAUGGGGAGCCAUACGAAAAGUGCGUGUGGCUCCAAGGAUUCCUCCAAAUGGUUCUUUAUCACAUCAAAGCUUGGCAUACCUUCAUGCCGGUACUCGUUAUGUAAAAGACGUUUCUGGGAUUUUAAAACUUGGUGUAACUACUUUACGAAGCAGUUCAACAUCAUAUGAAGUAGUUCCAGAGACGUACUUUUGUUCGUUGAGAUUGAAAAGUUUACCUGAAGAGGAUACAGUGAAAAUCCAAGCUGGAUCUGCUGAAACACAUCUAUUCUUACCGGAAGGUCUGGGGGACGACUUAAUUGUUGAAGUACGUGACUCAAAGGGAAACUACUGUGGCCGUGCAGUAGCUCAGGUUGCUGACAUUGCUGAUGACCCGGGAGACAAACUCCGUUGGUGGUCCAUAUAUCAUGAACCAGAGCAUGAACUUGUUGGAAGAGUACAACUAUACAUCAAUUAUUCUACUAGUCCUGAUGAAAAUAGCAACACAAAGUGUGGUCCUGUCGCAGAAACCGUUGCAUAUGAUUCUGUUUUGGAAGCAGCAAUGAAAGUUCAGCAGUUUCAGCAGAGAAAUUUGUUGCUCCACGGUGGGUGGAAGUGGUUAGUAACUGAAUUUGCAUCAUACUAUGGAGUCUCGGAUGCAUAUUCAAGAUUAAGAUAUCUUACUUAUGUCAUGGAUGUUGCAACGCCUACAGCAGAUUGUCUGACCUUGGUAUAUGAUUUGCUGCUGCCGGUGGUCUCUAAACCUAAAAAUACCCUAAGUCAUCAAGAGAAUCGUAUAUUAGGAGAAGUUUCUGAAAAGAUAGAGCUGAUUGUCGCUCUAGUUUUCGAGAACUACAAGUCUUUAGACGAAUCGUUACCAUCAGGGAUGGCGGAUGUGUUCAAACCCGCUACUAGAGUUGCUGCUCCUGCACUAUCUCCUGCUCUGAAGCUGUAUAGUCUUCUUAAUGAUAUACUUUCUCCAGAGGCGCAGUUGAAACUAUGCAGAUAUUUUCAGAUUGCUGCGAAGAAAAGAUCCAGAAGACACUUGGCAGAAACAGACGAAUUUGUCUCCAACAACAAUGACAACAUAGUGAUGGAUCCUAUGGCUUGCUACACAGCUUACCAGAAGAUGGUAUCACUUUGUUCAAAUAUCAGAAAUGAAGUUCGUUCGGACAUCGAGAUUAAUAAUCAAAAUAUACUUCCGAGUUUCCUAGACCUCCCAAAUCUUUCAUCAGCCAUAUACUCCGCGGAGCUAUGUAGCAGAUUGCGGGCAUUUCUUGUUGCAUGUCCUCCCACUGGUCCCUCAUCUCCUGUAGCAGAACUCAUUGUCGCAACAGCUGAUGUUCAGAAAGAUUUUAGUGCCUGGAACAUCAGUCCGGUCAAAGGCGGAGUCGAUGCAAAGGAGUUGUUCCAUCCGUACAUUACUCUCUGGAUCAAGGAGAAGCGUCUUGCUUUGCUCGAAUUCUGUAAACCUGACAAGAUAAAGUGGCCGUGUGUAGAUACACAGCAUUCAACUACUCCUUUUGUUGAUGAUAUCUAUGACCGACUGAAGGAGACAUUAGUUGAAUAUGAUGCUGUCAUAAGACGCUGGCCUGAAUACCUCUUCUCAUUGGAAACUGCAAUAGCAGAUGUAGAAAAGGCGGUUAUUGAAACUUUGGACAGGCAGUAUGCAGAUGUUUUAGCUCCAUUAAAGGAGAAUAUAGUGAAAUUAGGUCUCAAGUAUGUCCAGAAAAUAAAAGGCACAGUCUGUCCGUUUGCAGUUUGCAAAGAGCUGGGAAUUCUUUUGAAUUCCAUGAAGAGAAUGCUGGAUGUUCUGCGGCCGCAGAUAGAACUGCAAUUCAAGUCAUGGGGUUCUUGCCUACCAGAUGGUGGACAUGUCGCUCCUGGAGAGCGCAUCAGUGAAAUUACAGUUAUGUUGAGAACCAAAUUCAGAGGUUAUAUGCAAGCAAUCAUGGAUAAACUAGCGGAAAAUACAAGAUUGCAUAGUCCCACUAAACUGAAGAAGAUAAUCCAAGAUACUAAGGAAGGUACACAGGAAUCUGAUGUACGAGUUAGGAUACAGCCGCUGAAGGAUCUGCUGGAUAAUGCAAUCGAGCAACUUCAUAUGGUAUUUGAGACACAAGUUUUCAUAAUUAUUUGCCGAGGCUUCUGGGAUCGGAUGGGGCAGGAUGUGCUAAAGUUUUUGGAAGAGAGGAAAGACAAUAGAUCUUGGUACAAAGCAUCACGAGUUGCUGUAUCUAUAUUAGAUGACAUAUUUGCAUCCGGGAUGCAAAAGUAUCUAGGCAAUGCACUGCAAGAGAAAGACUUGGAACCGCCUAGAUCUGUUGCAGAUGUUCGAUCCAUGCUUUGUAAAGAUGCUGUGAAUAACGACGACAACAACUACUUCUAUUAAAGUAUUAACAGAACUUGUACAUAGCAUAUACCAAAUACUCCUACAUAUAGCACUUCCUUAGUUUCUACUUAUCGCGGAGAAAUAUCAGAAAAUUGUUGCGUUGCACCAUACGACGCGUAGAGAUGUAGAGGAUGUACUGUCCAAUUUUGUUAGGUACUCUAGAUUUUGGUUCUUAAUGGCUGCUAUAGUGCAACUGAUCUUUUCUAUUCAUUUUUAGAAAUUUGUACUACUAGUAAUAGUUUGCUGAGCUUGUAUACUCUUGGUAUAUUUCUCAAUUUUUUGAUUGAAUAGUUCUCUUUGAAAAA
Molecule: messenger RNA, 4074 nt
Organism: Capsicum annuum
Lineage: Eukaryota; Viridiplantae; Streptophyta; Magnoliopsida; Solanales; Solanaceae
Exons: 22
Coding region: 272-3769 (1165 amino acids)
Source: RefSeq, a predicted model, not a curated record